AGGAGCUGUUGCCUUGGAAACAGUUGAGAGGGAGGUAGGGCUGCAAACAAAUCAGUGCUGAGCAGCGGAGAAGGGACAGUGCUGGGAGCCAGUUGACAUCUGGUGGCAGGUCACGGUGAAAAAGAAUACCAAAGAAUCAAAUGGCACACAGGUUAAGCAUGGCUCUUCAAGAAAAGCAACACCUUCUAAACUUUGCUGAUAUAUUUGAUGAAGAUGAAGCACAGAGAUCCUUUCUCAUGUCCAAACCCACUUGCUUCCUCAUUGUCGGCAAACCUGGCACUGGAAAAGCCACUUUAGGGAAGAUGAUUUCCCAGGCAUGGAACUGUAUUUUUAUUGAGGCUAAGGAAUUGAUUACUGAUCAUAUCAAAAGAGGAACAGAUCAGGGCAAUAAGAUGCAGGAGCUCCUUUAUCAGGGCUUGAGCAUUCCUGAGGAACUGGUAACACAUUUAAUUUUGGACAAGAUAAAUUCUCCAGAGGUUGCUCAUCUUGGAUACGUGCUAUGUGGGUUUCCCUCUAUAUGUGAAGAAUAUAUAAAGAUCUCCCAACAAAUUGAACUGAUUAAAAAUUUCAAGUUAACCCCAGAUAUUAUAAUUAAUAUUAAGUGCCCAGAUGCAGAUCUAGGAACAAGACUGUGUGGCCUAAAGCAAGACCCAGGCACAGGCAUUAUUUAUCAGAGAGAAGACUGGGAUCCUGUCCUCAAAGAAAAACAGAAGAAAAAACCAGGAGGAGAAGGCGAGGAAGAAGAGGAGGGGGAGGAGGAAGAGGAAGAGUUGGAAGAAGAACAGGAAGAAGAAAUGUCACUAACCGAAAAGCUUGUUUAUAGGCCUGAAGACUUUCCUGAAAAUGUUGAUGAACGUAUAAAGAUAUACAAAGAUAUUCUUCUACGCCCUGUGGAGGAUCUAAUGAUUGACCAUGAUCCUCACUAUCUCAUAGAGCUGGAUGGAAAUAUGAAACCACAGAACAUUUUUGGAACAGUAUUAUCCCGUCUUGAAUCUUUGGGGCUUCGGGUUGGAUCAGUUGUGACGAGGUUGCAGAAUUCUGAGGAAGAAGAUACACUGCAGGAAACAGGUGGUGAGCAACUCCUGCGAUUACUGGCAUCUAGCUCUUUGAUUGCCCCAAGAUAUAGGUGGCGCAGAAGCAGAUGGGGUCAGACAUGUCCUGUUGCUUUAAAGGAAGGAUAUAUUAAAAGAGGACUAGCAGAGCAUGCUGUUAGUUUUUUAGAUAAAAUGUAUUUGAUGUCUUCAGAAGAGGCACUUAGGAAAUUUAUGCAAAAUCCUCGUCAAUAUCUCCUUCCUCCUAUGCCACUGCCACCUUGUAAAGUAGCAGUGGUUGGACCAAAGUGCUCUGGAAAAACCACCCUUUGUAAUUUGGUAGCCAGAAAUUAUGCUGGAAAGGUCCUUGAUAUGUCUCUGCUUAUAAAACCAUUUGCUGAAGAAGCAAAGAAAAAUGUUAUAGAAAAGGUUAUGGAAGAAGCAACUGAACUGGCAAUUAAAACAGUGAAAAUUAAGCUACAAGAAGAGAGGAUUAUGAAAGAACAAGACAAACCAGAAGAAACAGAGGGAACACAAGAGCAGGAAGAUCAAACGGAAAUGCCAGAAACUUUAGCUGCAGAGGAAUCAGAAGAGAUUACUGCUGAUCAUCCAGAGGUCCUAGAAAUAGUGGCUGAAGCUGUGAAAGCUGCAAGUGAGACACCGGUGACACUUACUCCAGAUCUGUAUGUAGCUGCACUAGAAAAAGCAAUAAAUGAGUUGCAUGAAGAAAAUAAAGAGAAAUUUAAUAGUGAUCCACCUGCUGGGGGAUGGGUACUGGAUAAUUUCCCUAACUCUCCAAAUUGCUGGAUAGCAAUAGCAGACAGGGGACUUCUCCCAGACACUGUCAUUUGUUUAAGAGAUUCAGCAGAUAACGGAAAGUACUUGCUGAACAGAUUGUACCUUAUGAAUGAACAGGACAUCAAUGAUAAUAUUAUUCAAAGACUUCAAAAAGAAAGAGCAAGGAAGCUGCAAGAAGAGGAGGAGGCAAGGAAUGAACAGCUACAAAUAAUGAGACUGCAGCAAGAAGAAAAACAGAGACAAGAGCAUCAGGAAAGCUCAGAGGAUGGAAUGGAAGUGUCUCCAGAAUCAAGUGAACAGCCAUCUCACAUUGUUUCAGAACAAGCUAUAUCUUCAGUACCCGUUACUUCAAAUGAAGAAGCUCAGAGCAACAUGUCAGAACUAGAAAUUAUUUUGCCAGAAGUCUCAGAAGGUGGAAUCCCAGAUGUGCCAGAAAUGGAGCCACUGAAAGAGCUUAUUACCAAAUUUAAUGAAGGAUGGCUUCUGAUAGAGCCGAUAUUUAAUGAUACAACAAACCAGAUUCUCACAUAUUUGGAAAUAAAAGAGAAAUCGCCGGAGAUAAUGCUACAAGAAACUGUCAGUUCUAUGGAGAAACCAUUUAAGUAUUAUGGUUGGGAAAUGACAUCAGAAGACAUAGAUGAAGAAGCUGAAGACAUGCAAGCAGAGCUGGAUUCUGAGGAACAAGAACAGGAGGAGAAUGAAAAUGAGGGAGGAGAAGAAGAAGAAGAAGAUGAAGAUCGUAUUCGUGAAAAGAAGAGAAACUAUGGGGAUUCCAAACACUUUUGUCCAGUGGCUCUGAAAGAUAAUUGUGUUCUCUAUCCUGGAGACUCUGAAAAUGCAGCAAUAUACAGGGAGAAGAUUUAUUACUGUUCAACUCCGGAAGCAAGGGACAAAUUUAUAGAGAAUCCUGAGAAUUAUAUAAUUAACAAAGAACCAUUAAAGGCUCCACCUCUGAGAGUGCUGUUGAUUGGAAAUAGUGGUGCUGGCAAAACAGUUUGUGCAAGGUGGUUGGCAGAAAAAUUAGGCAUUUUUCAUAUACAGUUUCAUGAGUGCCUGCAAGAGAUAAUGCUGUCCAAACUUCAAAAAAAAAUUGGACCACAGUAUACUGAAGAAGUAAAAGACAAUCCAAAUGAGGAAGCUACUCUAUUGGAGCUAGAAAAUAGUGACUUAAGUAAAGACACGGCAGAAGAUAACACUUUAGAGGAAGAGGUGGUUUUAACAGAUGAAGAAGAAGCAGUCAAAUCAUAUUUAGAAGAUGCAUCUCCAUUGCCAACAGAGCUGCUGGAUCAGAUUGUAACAGACUGGUGGUCAGAAGAACCUUUUCGCUCAGCUGGGUUUAUAUUAGAUGGCUUCCCCAACACAGCAGAAGAGACACAGUACUUAGGAGAGAAGGGCUUUUUCCCAGACAUUGCUGUCUUUCUUGAUGUAGAAGAAAGUGCCAUUUGUGACCGACUUCUUCCUCCACGUUUGGCAAAGUGGAAAGAACUACAGAGAAGAAAAGAGGAGCGCAAACAAAAAUUAAAAGCACUAAAGAAAAAAACAAGGGAUGAUCAGAUUGCAAAAAGAAGGGCUGAAUUAAUAGCUGAACAAAAUAAAAUGAAAGAAGAAAAAGAGGAUCAAGAAGACCCAGAUGAAGAGGAGGGGGAAGAGGAUGAUGAAGGGGAUGACAUUGACCUCAUUCUCUCUGAAGAGUUUCCAGAUGAGGAAGAAGAUGAUGAAGAAGAAGAGGAGUCAGAAUAUGAUGCAGCUGAAAGAAUGAAGAGUGAAAUAGGGGAAAAGUAUGGAGCUGAUGCAGAGUCUCUAGAAUCAGUAAAGGACGAUCUUCAGAGACUUAAGAUUCCUAUUGUGACGAUAAAUGGAGGACGGAAGCUACAUAUUGUGCACUACCAGUUAUUUGAGAAGCUGAAGAAUCUUGUAGAAAACCGUGAAAGCCUAUUUGAAAAAAGCUACCCAAUUAGCCUUGCUAUUGCUAAUAAGAUGCUCCAAAUGUCCUACAAACAACCUAGUGUCUUUGGACGGUGGGACCCAGUCAAGCUAAACCAAGGAGAAGUAAUAAAACCAUUUUUCACACAAGAAAAUCCCGGCAUUCCCUUACUAUACCGCCAAUAUAUUUACUUCUUUUCAACAAAGGAAAACAGGAACAUAUUUAUGAAAAAUCCUAUUAAAUACAUGCAGCAGCCGAAACCCAAACCAUCAGUGCCAAUAAGAAUAACUGUUGUUGGGCCUCCUAAAUCGGGAAAAACUUCAGUUGCUAAGAUGUUUGCAAAUUUAUAUGGACUAAAGAGACUUUCAAUUGGAGAUGCUAUACGCUCAGUUUUGGAAAAUCAGCCAAACACAGAAUUGGCAACAGAAAUAAACAGUAUACUUAGGAAAGGAUUGGUGGUGCCUGAUGAUCUUUCCAUUAAGUGUCUAGAAGUAGCUCUGAUGGAUUUAACUUGCAAUACAAAUGGAGUUGUUUUUGAUGGAUUUCCUGUUACUAAACAUCAAGUAGAUCUUUUGGAAGCCUGCAGCAUAAUUCCUAUAAAAAUAUUUGAGCUGCAAGCCCCCAUAAAGGAAGUGUUAAAAAGAGGACUGGAAGACAAGAACUCUACCAGGCCUUACCCUGCGCACGAUAGCACUCAGAUUCUUGUCGUACGCAACUCCUGUUACAAGCAAGAAAUCGCUCUAAUCAAAGAACACUACUCAAGGCUGCAUCAAAAUUGGUGUGACAUUGAUUCUUUGAGGAGUAAAUGGUGGGUUUCCAACAAAAUUAUUGGAGAAGUUCAGAAAAGUAUCAAUCAAAUACAGUCCUACUUGGAGAGAAUAAAAGAAGGUAAAGCAGCUGGCAUUGCUGACUUCUGCAUCACUCCUCAGGAGCUAGUUUCGCGGCUGGGAGAGUUUGGACAAUAUUGCCCUGUGUGUCUCGCACAAAGGGAAGAGCUUGUUGACUGUUCUGUAAAUCCAUCCCUGCAGUUUGCAGCAGAAUUCCGGGGACACUAUUACAAAAUGGCUUCACAAAAGGAGCUAGAUGCUUUCUUGAAAUCUCCUGAAUUAUAUGUGCCACCUCUUGCACCAUGCCCACUCCCUCCUCCUGAACUGUUACCAAAAAAACUAACUGUGGCUGAUGUGAAGGCAAAAUUUCCCAAAAAUGCAGAAAUGAAAGGGUAUUGCUCAGUUACCUAUGUGGAUGGUAAAAAAAGAUAUGAAGCACUGGUACCUGGCCACAUCGAGAAUGCAGUAGAAUACAGAGAUAAGAUUUAUAUUUUUGAGAGUGAAGAAAAGCUACAGAAGUUCAUGAGACUCCCCAAAAAAUACUGCAAUCAGAAGCUUCCAUGCAAACUGCCCCCAAAAAUGGAACCUGUGCUUUUGACGUCACUUCCUUUAACAGGAUACCUAGAGCAGGGAGCUGCAACUGCUUUAAUAAAAGCAUUAAAUGAUGUAGGCUGCCUAAAGCCCAAGUAUCCAUUCCUAAGCAUCAAAAGAUCUGCCCUGCUCUAUAUUGCUUUACAUUUAAAAGCUUAUAAUCAUCGGAAUUCAGAUUACAUACGGAACAAACACAAGAAAAAGCUGGAACAAUUUGUGGAGCGAUGUGAGCUUAUAACAUACCUUGGAGACACAAUGACUCACAAGUACAAAGAACCCCAAAGAAGGCCCAUUGAUUUUGACUUUAAGAUGAACUCUUUCUUGUCACUGAAAGGCAUGGACCCAACUUGCAUUUAAGAUUUUUGAAAUGUAUAAUGUGCGAUGGUUGUCAUUCAUUGUAAGACUUCUGUAUUUUGUCUUUCUAUUAAAGCAUUUAAGAUAUAA
This is a messenger RNA of Xenopus laevis (African clawed frog), 5615 nucleotides long. It is a transcript of the gene ak9.L, whose product is annotated as adenylate kinase 9-like. The record is from RefSeq and is a predicted model, not a curated record. The transcript is spliced from 39 exons. NCBI's taxonomy places the organism in Eukaryota, Metazoa, Chordata, Amphibia, Anura, Pipidae. Bases 141 to 5528 code for a protein of 1795 amino acids.